Psylliodes chrysocephalus is the source of this 1081-nucleotide messenger RNA. The record is from the annotation of a GenBank genome assembly. Lineage: Eukaryota; Metazoa; Arthropoda; Insecta; Coleoptera; Chrysomelidae.
AUUUAAUUACAUUACUCUCUCGAUACGCUCCUGUAUUAGCAACUGAUAAAAUGCACGUAUAAAACUUCAUAUCUACAUAAUUAGAAUUACUUUAUUGCUGUACAUUCGACAAUAAAAAUGGCUCCAAAAAUCGAAAAAUUGUGCGGCAAUUUCAAAUUGGGUGAAGCCCCGUUCUGGGACGAAGAAUCCCAAGUGUUGUAUUUCGUUGACAUAAAUGGGUAUACCAUCAACAAGUAUGAUCCUAAAACUAAGAAACACACGAGCGCGCAUGUAGGUAAAAAUGUUUCGGUCAUUAUACCGAUCAAAGGCAGAAAAAAUCAAUUCGUCAUAAGUCUGGAGCGACAGCUGGUCAUCGUAACAUGGGACGGUGUAAGUGACAAACCCUCCAACGUUGAAAAACUGAUACAAGUCGAAGAGGAUAAACCCAAAAAUGUAUUCAACGACGGCAAGUGUGAUCCGUCUGGAAGACUUUGGAUAGGAACAAUGGGUGGACCACCUGUAGUAAUCUCGGAUAUAGAACUGGAAAAGGGAACCCUGUACAGUAUCCAGAAGAAAAAAUUGACCCCACAUGUACCACGCAUUGGUAUUGCCAACGGGUUAGCUUUUAAUACAAUGCUAAGAAAGAUGUAUUACAUAGAUUCCAGAACUGGUACAGUUGAUGAGUUCGAUUUCGAUAUAACAUCAGGACGAUUAUCCAAUCGAAAACCAAUCUUCACAGCCAGCAAGAACGGCUUGGAUGGCAUGGUCUUUGACGGUAUGACAAUUGAUACUGAUGGUAAUCUAUACGUUGCAGUUUGGGGUUCAAAGGUAAUCAAAAUCGACCCCAGAAAACCGGAAACAUUGUUGGAUACCAUUGAAAUGCCGGCAAAAAUCAUCUCUUCAGUAUGUUUUGGAGGAGAAAAUUUGGACGAGCUCUAUGUGACUAGUGGACAAGUUGGCAUCACUGCAGGACCUCAUGAUGGUGCAACGUUUAGGGUCACUGGAUUAAAUGCCAAAGGAUACGCCGAAGUUAAAAUUGAUUUGUAAAAGAUGUAAAUAUUUAUAAAUAAAGCGUUAUAUUUUUUUAAAUAUAAACAACAGA